AUGCAGAGGGAAAGAGACGAAAGCUCUAUUGAAGAGUCAGACCCUUUCUUAGGGAGCUCAAUACUCGCAAAAGAGCAGACCAGAAGUCAUCGACGGCAGAACAUACUCUUGUAUUGUUUAAUCAGCUUACUCGGAGUAUCCUUGGGCUCUCAUGUCUUGACAUAUCUCUACAUCCACAGGGCUUCCUACCUCGACGCAAUGUGCGUACGGCAUACGCAAGAAAAUCCUACUCCCAUUGAUAUCCCAAUUCAUUAUCACUCUGUUCUUUAUGAUGGGACAUUUCUCGCCAACUCAACUUCUGUCUUCCGCCUUGCUCCCUCUCCAGAGGUGGACGAAGCAUGGGAAGGUCUUGGUACCACUUCAAAACCGCUCAUACUGUCCAAGUCCCAGGCAGAACGUGCUGGGAUCAGCUCAGACCAUCUUAAAACGCCAUCGGGAGACUUCCCGGUUCUCUUCGAGUUCAAUCACCAUUUGCACUGCCUCAACCUGAUCCGCAAAUCCCUCUAUUUCAAUUACAACUAUUACUCAGACCCCGACUACCCCGGACACCACCUUGGAAAGGAUGAGGAGACAAUUGCCAAACAUGUCACACACUGCGUCGACAUGCUCCGGCAGGUCAUCCAGUGUAAGCCGGAUUUGGGCGUUUUCGGACAGUAUUGGGUAAAAGACCCGGCUCAGGGCAUAGAUGGUUCUUUUGUGGAUUUCAACACGAACCACAAGUGCAUCGACUGGGAACCAGUAAGAGAGUGGGUUCAUGCACACCAAAGUCUCGAGGACAUGGUGGUGGAAUUGCAAGAGGGCGAUAAGAUCCUAGAUAUCGCGCCUUAG
Messenger RNA from Trichoderma harzianum CBS 226.95, 828 nucleotides. RefSeq lists its product as hypothetical. The transcript is spliced from 2 exons. Bases 1 to 828 code for a protein of 275 amino acids. Gene Ontology annotation, biological process: mycotoxin biosynthetic process. NCBI's taxonomy places the organism in Eukaryota, Fungi, Ascomycota, Sordariomycetes, Hypocreales, Hypocreaceae. The record is from RefSeq and is a predicted model, not a curated record.